AUGGCUCCACUUAAGGUAAAUGAGAGGCCUGCUCAAUAUAAGCAAUCUUCAAGAAAAGGUAAGAAAGCUUGGAGAAAGAACAUUGACUUAACUGACAUUGAGAAGUCAAUAGAGACUCAAAAAGACCUAGAAAUUACUCAUGGUACAUCUGACUUAGCGUCUUUGCAAGAUACCGCAUUGUUUCAAGUUGAUGAAGAAGGUGACAUUGAUCUAAAGAAGGCACUAAUAAAAAGAAAGCAGAUCAAGAAGAACUUGAAAAGUAAGGAGAUAUUGGACUCUAUUAAGACUGCGUCUAAAAUUAAAUCUGUUAUUCACCCAAGACACCAAGAACAUCAAACCAAGGAGGGAGGAAAGGUUCAAGGUGUUUCUAAGAAGGAACUAAAGAAACUGCUAUCACUGGCUGGUAAGAUUCAAGGUGAAUCAAAGCUGAAAAAUAGAAGUGAUAAAGAUGGUCUCGUAAAAUCUGCUGCUGCUGAUCUAUGGAAUGAAGAGGAAAGUAAUAAGGUUAAACUUCCUUCCGGUAUCGAGUUCAAGAAGAAGCGGGAUGAAAUUCCAGAGGAAUUGAUUAAGUACUCAACCACCAGUUGGUCCAUAGCAGAGGUUAAACCGAAGACUUUAGAACAUAAACCGGUUAAAGUCGCAGAAUAUGAAGAUCUUCCUCAUGCGGGUAAGUCAUACAACCCAGACUCCAAGCAUUGGAACUCACUCAUAAGCAAAGAAUAUGAGUCUGAAAAGAAAAGAGAAGAUGCUAGAAAUAAAAUUCAGGAAUAUCAAGCAAAAAUUCAAAGACUCAUGGAAGUAUUAGAUGAUAAAGAGGAAGAAUCAUCAAGUGAAGAAGAUGAAGAAGACGAAGAAGACGAAACUGAGGAAACUACAGAGUCCACAGAUGUUACUUUAGGACUAUCUAUCAACCCAGUUGUUAAAAAUAAGAAGAAGACCAAAUAUCAAAAGAACAAAGCUAAAAGACAUGAAGAAAAAGUAAAAAUGCACAAAGAAAUUAAGGAAUUAAAACAACAGAUAAAAGAACUAGAAAAGAUAGAGGAAAUUGAGCAGGAAGUUGAAAAGAGACAUGAAGAGAAGGACAAAAAGGUUAAGAAGGAGAAGAAAAAUAAGAAGGGGAAGUUGGGAACUAAGUAUCAUAUCUUAAAUGAGGGUCUUGAGGUUAAGUUCAAAGAUGAAUUAUCCGACUCUUUGAGAAAGGUAAGACCAGAAGGGAGUUUGCUUUAUGACACUGUAAGAAAACUUCAAAGUAGUGGUAAAGUUGAAGCCCGUAUUCCUCGUACCAAAGGUAGGAGAUACAAGCAAAAAAUCACUGAAAAGUGGACCUAUAAGGAUUUUAAAUAG
Nakaseomyces glabratus is the source of this 1344-nucleotide messenger RNA. RefSeq names its product Nop53p (gene NOP53). Gene Ontology annotation, biological process: rRNA processing; ribosomal large subunit assembly. Gene Ontology annotation, molecular function: 5S rRNA binding. The record is from RefSeq and is a predicted model, not a curated record. NCBI's taxonomy places the organism in Eukaryota, Fungi, Ascomycota, Saccharomycetes, Saccharomycetales, Saccharomycetaceae. Gene Ontology annotation, cellular component: nucleolus.